Penicillium subrubescens is the source of this 1629-nucleotide messenger RNA. RefSeq lists its product as uncharacterized. The record is from RefSeq and is a predicted model, not a curated record. The coding region runs from base 1 to 1629 and encodes 542 amino acids. The transcript is spliced from 4 exons. NCBI's taxonomy places the organism in Eukaryota, Fungi, Ascomycota, Eurotiomycetes, Eurotiales, Aspergillaceae.
AUGUGCCCCCAGCUUGAUCUUGAGCCCUACCGGAGGGAAAUCACCCAACUUGCGGGUUCGAAUUGCUCGCAUGAGGCUAUUCGCAUCUUCCUUCUCCAUACGCACGGCGUGUGCGCUUCCACGAAUACGAUAUCCCGGCGCCUACAGUCCUGGGGCCUCCGUACACGCCGGCUUUACCUACCUGCAGGCGCUCGCGAUGCGAUCGUAUGUGAGCUCCUCCGGCUAUCAUUGAGUACUGAGGAGAUCCUUAUGAUCCUUGCGAAGAAGGGUAUGCCAUCCUCUGAACGUACCCUACGCCGCACUCGAAAGAAACUUGGUAUUCGGCUCCGCAUUGACGAUCCUCGCGAGCGCGAAGCGCAGGAAGAAGAGGUCGAGUUGAUUCUUAUGACGGAAGAUCAGAUUGGAGAGAUCGAAGGAUAUGGCCGCCGUUUACAACGGGUCUUCUUACGCCGCCAUGGAAUAUUCAUCUCUGAAGCCCGGGCCUACGAAAUCUACCGAUCGAUUAAUCCUGGUGCUAUUGAGCGGCGCCAAGCUGGCCUACAACGGCGGCGAAAGGCCUACACCUGCGAGGGGCCUAAUGCAGUGUGGCACCUUGACGGCUAUAUGAAGCUGGAGCCUUUUGGGAUUGAGAUAUACGCAGCCAUUGAUGGCUACUCUCGGUGCAUUAUGUGGAUAUACGUGGGAAUAUCUGCGCGUACCGCAGUAAGUGUGCUUCGUCAAUACCUUGACUGCGCUGCUUCUAAUGGGUAUUUACCACGAAAACUUCGCACCGACCUUGGUACUGAAACAGUGCUAAUUGGUGAUGCUCAUCUUGUGCUCCGUCAAAACCCUCCAUUAACAUCAGAUGUUCUUCCAUCGAGAUCGCUUCCAUCGUCAUCGAGAUUGCUUCCAUCAACAUUAGAUCCAGCAACAUUGCAAUCUCUUCUCCAGCUAAGAGAAUAUUUUAUCUACGGCCGGAGUGUUGAAAAUCAGCGAAUUGAAUCCUGGUGGGGACAGCUUUCUACAUCGAGCCUAUUCGUUUAUCAUGAAUACUUCAAUCAGCUACUAAAUGAUGGAAUCUUCUCAAAGCAAUGUAUCCCUGAGCAGAUAGCACUUCUCUCUAUAUACAUGCCUAUUCUCCGUUCUCGAAUUCAUUCAUUUGUUAACGAUAUCUGGAAUGUACACCGUAUUCGCCCGCAGGCUAAGCGGCCACAUGUAGUCCCAGGGAAGCCGAUUAUGAAUUACUACUACCCUGGCCCAGGCGUUCCUGAUUGCCAGGAGCCUCUUGAUUAUGAUCUUCUAGACUGGCUCCAGCAGGAUGUGGCUGAAUGGGACCCUGCUGAAUAUCUUCCAUCUGCUACUCUAGCUUGGUGUCAUACGCAGCUUCAUGAAAUUGGGCUCCAGGAGGUGGGCGAGCCAUUUGACCCUGAGGAUCCUCUUAUUCAGCUCCGUGGUGAGAGAGAGCAGCCAUAUCGCCAGGUCUAUGAAGCCCUACGCGAGCGGGCCCUUUUAUACUACCAAUCAGGUGCCUUGCCUAUAUUAGAGGUUAGUACUAGGCCCCUUGGCGCGUUUAGAUGGGGCCCGAACACCCAAUGGCAGCAGGGCGCGGAAGUAGAAGCAGCUGAAUACGAGGAUCCUGAUCCUUUGUGA